AUAAAAAAUGCUUUUAAAAAAAUAACAAAAACCAAAAAACAAAAGGAAACAUCCUCCGCACUACGGCAACAAUGGUUUCAACCCUAGAAAAAGUAGAGACGUUUUCCCUUAAAGAAAAGAGUAUUCUCUCCCAUCUCUGAGAAGAAAUUAUUGGAAACUUUCCUAUCCAGGGAAAUAUACCCUCGAUUUCGUUAACUUGGUUGCAGUGCGUAGGCGGUUGUCGUAGACGUAGCCACCACGUGCUACUUUGUCUGCUUUUAAAAUAAAUUAUUUUUUCUGUGUUUUUUACAAAUUAAAAAAAUAAACGAACGAUACUAUUUUGUAUUCAAUAAAUUUUAUUUCUCUUGCAUUAAUCCAAAAAUAUCGCGACAAUAACUUAGAAUUAAGCUUUUAAUCCCUAAAUACCUACACAUAAAAUAGGUACAAUUGUUUCUGUUAAGUUAAAGGAAGUGAAAAAAAAAAGAAAUGUUUAUAAGAAAAAAAUGUCCCUGAAGGGAUGACAAAAUCGAUUUUAUUUUUAUUGAAUGCUUCAAUAUUUGAAAAGGUGAAAACCUAAGAUAUCCUUAAAAAAGCCUUACAGGUGCAAAAAAGUGUAUUUUAAGAAGUGAAAAAUUGUACAUCCUUUUGAAGUAAAAUAUAUAUUUUUUUUAAAUCAGUUGUGGCUUCUAUUAAAAAAAAGAUUUAAUAUUCAAAACUUCUGCAAAAAGCCUCUGUCCAGGUGGAUGGACAGGCGUAAGUUCACCAGGAAAUUUGGAGCGAGAUAUAUUGAAAAGAUCUUAAGUGGUUAAAUGAUUAUUAUAACUAACAUGAUUCCAAACCAUUUGAUUGAAUGCGGGGAUUCUCAACCUAACCCUUUUCAUCGGUUGAUUCAAAGUCGCCCAAGAUCUGAAAGAGCUUCAAGCUUGGCUUUGCCAAAUAAUUCGCUACUGGAUCUCUAUGACAUAGAACAGGAGCAGUGUAACUCAAUUGCAUUAUUACCGUUCAAUAUUAAUGUGGCUAUACGACGACAUUCUUCACAUUGUUAUCAAAUGUCGGACGAUCACGAUAAAUCGUUUUCCUUAACCUCGAGAGAUUUAGCACAGGAGGAUAGAAAUCAUAAACUCGAUCUUACUCUUAAAAAUGUAACGCACACAACAUUGAACCAUCCAAUCACUGUAAAGGUAAUUGAUCAAAACAACACAUCAUGUAACAUCUAUCCACCACCCAUACCAAAGCGUACAUUUCGGGGUAAACUAUCUUGGAAUACUGAUCGUGAAGAUACAAGCAGUAAACAAAUCGCGCAAAAUAAAAACCAGACAUCAAACGCUAAAAAUAAUCAAAUCAAAAACUUUCAACCAAAUCGCACAAAUAGUUUUUGUCCUUUAAAUUCCUCGUCAAAUUCGACGCACAAUCUGCCCCCCAAUGAAAAUGGCAUUGAAUCAUCUCAAUACCACAUCUAUAAUGCUGCUUCACCAAAUGAACAAUUUUCUGAUGAUGACCGUAUGAGUUUGGAAAAUUCGGUUUUUGAUGAAUCGUUAACAUCACCAUUUAAAUCACUAUUGCCUAUAUGCGACAGUUUUAUCAAACCAUUGGAACUCAACAUUUGCAGCUGUUCUACUACACCCAGCAUCAAAUCAGGUGGAGAACCAACUUCAAUAAAUUAUUUUGAUUGCGAUGCACCCAAUAAUGUAUGCAGACUAAAGUGCAACAUUCCACAAGCAGAUCGAUCAUCUGGUGAAUCAAAUAAAUCACAAGCAACUUCUGACACUGGCUAUAUAUCUAGCACUGGAAGUGAUCGAAAUACAACGGAUUUUCGUAGUCGAUUUUCUUCAGUAGAUACUCAAUCAUCACUAGAUAGUUGCUUAACAGAAAAGACAAAUGAUUCACCACUUUCAAAGGAUUCUUUUAAAAUUGACUCUUCAAAUGAAACUCCUACGCAAAGCUGUAAUGAGUUUGGUGCUAUUAUUACCAGCUACCAAAAGAAAAAUUCAGUAUAUGCAUUGAAAGCAAAUUCAGGCCCUGGAGGAGUCAGACCCGAAGUACCACUUCGUAAGCAAUUUUCAGCAACACCUAAAAUGCUUCCGCCAGUACCUCAAACAAAGAGCAGCAAUCUUACAAAUACUGUUUCUGUUACAACAUCUGCACGUCCAAAACCGCCUACGCCUCCCAGUCGUUCACAUCUUCACAUGAAUGGGGACAUUACUAACAAAAGCUUAAAUAGUAAUAAUUCACCCGAUGAAAGUUCCUUAAAAGUGAUCAGAAAACACAGACCGCCACCAAUUGUUUACCCCAAAUUACAUCAACCACAAGAUUCAUAUUUAUUAAAUGAAAGUUCUUCAAUAAACCCAAAUUCAAGAUACAAUCAGAAGGAUGCUUCUAUACAAGGAAGCUCUCCAAACGCAAAUUCAAAGAAAAAAAAUUUCCAAAAUCAGAGCUCUAAUGACAGUCUUGGAAAGAUAGUAGCUGCAUCACGAUAUAUGAACUUACGCCAGACGAAAGUUGAUUUUAGACAAGAUUCGAGUUUUUCUAGUGACAGCGUUAGUCAAACAUCCAGUCCUGGCUAUAAUUCUAAAAUCAUUGAAGCUCCUCUUUUGCCACCAAUGAGGAGGCUCUGCGAAGUUUCAACAAAACAAUUGUUCAAAAAUGAUACAACACAAGAACUUGAGCAAACAGUUCCUACGUCACCUAUUACCAAAAGCAUCUCAACACCAGCCAGUUUGCAGACUAUAGUUCGUUUUCAAAAUGGCACAUCAAAUAUGUCACUUCAGCAUAGAAUAAUAAAUCGCCGAAAAAGUUCAAAUCCUUAUGUAACAAAUGGUCGAUUACGAUUUAGACUCUUUCAAAUAUUAAUCAAUGCUUUUGCACUUCUAGCCAUAGCAGGUGGACUUGCAGCUUAUUUUAGUGCUUAUCCUACAAUCAAGUUUGUUAAUAAAACAAUAAUUAACACAAUACGAGUUGAAGAAGUUUCACAAUUUGGAAAAAAUCCAGCUCCUGGAACUUGCUUACCGAUCAUAGUCAAAUUUUGUAAAGGCCCAUUGAUUCCAUACAACUACACAGUCUUUCCUAAUUAUAUUGGACAUUUCGGACAGUUGGAAACUCAAGUGGACUUGGAUGCUUAUGAUGCACUCGUCGAUGUACGAUGCUAUGAAUUAGUUUCCUUGUUUUUGUGUACGCUUUUUGUUCCGAAAUGUGGCUCAACUGGAUCGACGGUACCUCCUUGCAGAACCCUUUGCACCGAAACUAUGAGGCGUUGUGGAUUUUUCUUCGAUGUUUUUGGCCUAAACCUUCCAGAAUAUUUAAAUUGCAAUUUAUUCAAAGAUUUUGAUAACUCCGACGAGUGCGUAGGUUUACAUCAAGUUCGUGAUGUUAUGAUAGCAGCCAGAAAUCCAGUUUGCAGUGGCUUUUUAUGCGAUCAGACUAGAUGCAUUCCAAACGAAUACGUGUGCGAUGGACAUUUAGACUGCAUGGAUCAAACAGAUGAGUCAAAAUGUGAUCGAUGUGAUUCUGGGUCGAUUUAUUGUGGCGAAGAUAAAUGCAUGAGCUCGAAAAAAAUUUGUGAUGGAAUCAUAGACUGCCCUUAUGGACAGGAUGAGCGCAAUUGCAUUCGUCUUAGUGAGCGCAAUGGUGAUUUGGGCAAAGGUGUGCUUGAAGUUUUUCGUUUUAGUUCUCACAAAUGGACUCCUGCUUGCGUUAAAAACUGGGACCGAUCCGUUUCACCUACAGCUGUCUGCUCAAUGCUUGGUUACAACUCAGUUAAUGCAACCAGUGUAGUCACUCAAAAGACACAUCGUCCUUUGCUGACGUCAGUGAAUGUGUCCACAGACAUCUGGAAAAUGUACUCCAAAAAAAGAGCAAAUCUAAUGCAAGAGUUUUCAAGUUGUACCCCAGAAGAAGAUUUUCCAAUUGCUGAAUUGACCUGCGCAAAUUUUGAAUGCGGCAAAGUUAGACGUGAUAAAAAGCCUGCUAGACGUAUUAUUGGAGGAGCAGCGGCAAGCCCUGGUGCCUGGCCAUUUUUGGCCGCAAUUUUAGGUGGCCCCGAAAAAAUAUUCUACUGUGCUGGAGUUCUAAUUGCUGAUGAAUGGGUAUUGACUGCUUCCCAUUGCAUUGGAAAUCACACUCUUAUACAUUUAGAUGAUUGGACGAUACAGCUUGGAGUUACCCGAAGAAAUUCUUUUACCUACUCUGGACUGAAUGUUAAAGUUAAAACUGUGAUUCCACAUCCCCUGUAUAAUACACAGAUUGCUCAUGAUAAUGACAUCGCUUUGUUUCAACUUUCUUCAAGGGUAUCGUUUCACGAACAUUUAUUGCCAGUCUGUCUCCCUCCUCCUGAACUCAAGCAAAUAAAACCUGGAGAGUUUUGUACCGUCAUAGGAUGGGGAAAACGAGAAGAUAAAAACCCUAAGGCUACGUAUGAACCAAUUGUCAAUGAAGUUCAGGUCCAAGUGAUCCGCAGACAGCAAUGUGACGAGUGGUUAGACAAUCUCACAGUAUCCGAUGGAAUGAUAUGCGCUGGAUUUGAGGAGGGUGGCAAAGAUGCAUGCCAAGGUGAUUCUGGUGGACCACUUCUUUGUCCUUAUCCAGGUGAGAAAGGCAAAUGGUUUGUGGGUGGAAUAGUUUCAUGGGGAAUAAUGUGUGCUCAUCCCAAACUGCCUGGUGUUUAUUCUAACGUGAUUAAAUAUAUCCCUUGGAUAUUAGAAGAAAUGCAAAAAUAUUCCAAACCAAAUAAACCAGCUGAGGCUAGAGGAAUUAAUAGAAGCUCAAAUAAUGUUUCUGGUUACGGUAAUAGAAGCCCAACAGAUAUAGAUUAUUAUAACAGUUAUGAAAAACCAUAAGAAAAAACAAAAGAUAAUAGUAUAAGUUUUAUAUGGAAAACCUCUCCCUAAGAUAUCGGUUUAUAUUACACUUAAAAUAACUAUAACUUAAAGCUAUUAACAAAACAAUCAAUGUCAAUUUUUCGAAUUUAUUUGAUGAAAAAACGUACAGAUUUAACCAAAUGGUAUAUAUAACGGAGAGAUAUUAAAAUAUUUAUGAUGGGGAAAAAAUAUUUUUUGUUGAUAAAUAAAACCAUAUCCUUUAAUGAUUAAUUAUGAACUAUACAACUAUUAUAAAAAAAAAAAUAAUAUUAAUGUUUGCAUAAAAAAGGUGAAACAAAUAUUUACAUAUAUUUACAAAAAAUGUGAAAUAAUUAAAAUUUUUGACACGGAACAAUAAUCUUGAAACAUACAUAAAAAUAAUUUAAUCAAAUAUUAGCUUUGAAAACCAAGACAAGUAGAAAAUUAAUUAUUUUAAGUGUUCAUUGUUUUGUGAGUACUUAAACUUAGGCUUAUUAGAAUAAAAAACAUUAAAUAUCAGACAAUACUAAAAGCCGACGAAAGUGGCAAAAAUACUAAGACAAUAAAAAUAUAUUAUAAGUAUUAUAUAGAACAAAAUAGAAUGUUCAACUGUUGUGAAGAAAAAAAUUUAUACACUAUAUAAGAAAUAUAUACAGACUACUAUUUUAAUUUAUUAAAACAAAAAGAUAUAAGAAUUGUUUGAGACAAUAAAUCUUUACUUUAUAAAAUGUAAUAUUUUUAUACAAAAAAAUAUUUAAAUAUACAUACAAACUAUCAAAUUAAGAAGAAAGGCCCCAAUAUUAUCAAAUUGAUUAUUUAUUUGGAAGGCAAAACGGUUUCUUAAAAGCCGCUUUUUGAUAACUUCCAUAGAUUUUGAUGGGCCGAACAUAAAAUAUAAACAAAAUUUAUAUCUCGCUUAGAUAUCGAGAUAUUUUUAAGAUGAAUAAGUUACAACUUCCUUAAAAAUUUUGGUGAAUAUCAUGCUAAAAAAUUAACCUGCUAAUAAAUUAAAUGAAAGAUUUAAA
This is a messenger RNA of Episyrphus balteatus (marmalade hoverfly), 5836 nucleotides long. RefSeq lists its product as uncharacterized. Gene Ontology annotation, cellular component: membrane. Lineage: Eukaryota; Metazoa; Arthropoda; Insecta; Diptera; Syrphidae. The record is from RefSeq and is a predicted model, not a curated record. Bases 789 to 4811 code for a protein of 1340 amino acids. Gene Ontology annotation, molecular function: protein binding; serine-type endopeptidase activity. Gene Ontology annotation, biological process: proteolysis. The transcript is spliced from 16 exons.